AUGGACCUUUCCUCCCAUCCUUCUGGACCCUGGAAGGCACUCCUGCUCACAGCCUCAUUUCUCACCUCUUGGAGCCUUCCAGGUGAUGCCCAGCUUGCCAUCUACCCCAGCACACCCAUCGCCACUGUGGGACAGGAUGUUCUUCUCUCUGUGCAUGGAAUUCAGAGGGGAAGUCAAGUCUUCUCCUGGUUCCAAGGCCUUGAUCUUCAAAAUCUCAUUCUAUCCUUCAACAUUUCCUCUAAAGCCCACAAUACAGGCCCUGGCUACACUGGCCGAGAAAUACUUUAUGUAAAUGCUUCUCUGCUGAUUAGAAAUGUCAAGCUGACAGAUGAAAGGAACUACACCUUCCAAGAGAUCAGGCCAAAUCUCUCAAUGGCGACUGCGUCCAAGCAGCUCCAGGUCUACCAGAUGGUGUCCAAACCCCACAUCACAGCCAACACUACCAGUGUCACAGAGGCCAAGGACUCAGUGGCCUUUCGUUGCCUUACCAAGGAUGACAGAAUCACCAUCCUGUGGUUCUUAAACAAUCAUGCAAUUCCACCGAGUGCACGGUUAUCUCUGUCCAAAGAUAACAGGACUCUGACUCUACUGCAGACCAGGAGAGAAGAUGCUGGACUGUACCAGUGCGAAGUCUGGAACCCGGUCAGCGGCCAGAGCAGCGACCACAUUACUCUGACCGUCAACUAUGGGCCAGAUCAGGUGAAGAUUACCCAGGAGCCUGGAUCUCACUUGGUCCACACCAUCAAGGUCAAGGCCAACUCCACUCUGACCUUAAGGUGUCAGGCUGAGUCUCACCCAUCUGCCCGGUAUGGCUGGCUGUUCAACAAUUCCAUGUUGGUGACAAAGAAGGACAAUCUCAUGCUCCAGGGAGGGUCCCUGGUUCCAGGGCGCUACACCUGCACAGCGUGGAACAGCUUGAUAAAGCAUUUUGCAGCUACCUCCGUCUACAUUGAGACCCUUGUAGAAUCACCUGACACCUCUUCCUCUGGCUUCUCUCACUCAUCGCUCAUCCUUGCCAGCACCCUAGUGGGGAUCCUGGUUGUGAUGGCUCUGCUCAGUGUCCUGGUCUAUCUCCUACGCAAAAAGGCACGAGGGUACUCACAGGAAGUAUCAGGAGGGCCAGGCCAAAAAGAGAAGAACCUACCAUCUGUGAAAAAUAGUGAUGUUACCAUAUACGAAAAUGGUCUGCAGCUUCAACAUCAGCCCUCAAAUGGACAAUUGGUGACCCCUCCAGAGGACGUGAACCCCUACUCCAUCCUCUCUCCAGACUCAAGUGAGGAUCCCUACCAGAUGGUGACCCCUCCACAGGAUGUGAAUCCUUACUUCAUCCUCCCUCCAGACUCAUGCAAGGAUCCCUACCAGGAGUACUCUGCUUCCCUGGAGUCUAGAUCCAGCCCAGUGUCUGUCCUGAGCUCCAGCCACUCAUUACCAGAGGCCUGUUGGAUUUUCACGCAGACAUAGCUUAGGCAUCCCAAUUUCAAGAUGUCUGAAACAGAAUUCAACCAUUAAGCAACAAGCAUUGAGUACCUACUGUGUUCUGGCUCUGUGCUGUGUAUUAUCCUUGUCCUUCUCAAACUGUGGUGUCCAGAACUGAGCACAGUACUCCAGAGGAAGUCUGAUGAGGGCAGCACACAGUAG
This is a messenger RNA of Trichosurus vulpecula (common brushtail), 1638 nucleotides long. Its product is annotated as carcinoembryonic antigen-related cell adhesion molecule 6-like. The record is from RefSeq and is a predicted model, not a curated record. Gene Ontology annotation, biological process: heterophilic cell-cell adhesion. Gene Ontology annotation, cellular component: cell surface. NCBI's taxonomy places the organism in Eukaryota, Metazoa, Chordata, Mammalia, Diprotodontia, Phalangeridae.